This is a messenger RNA of Polyodon spathula (Mississippi paddlefish), 5726 nucleotides long. RefSeq lists its product as uncharacterized. The transcript has 2 exons. Bases 3612 to 4706 code for a protein of 364 amino acids. NCBI's taxonomy places the organism in Eukaryota, Metazoa, Chordata, Actinopteri, Acipenseriformes, Polyodontidae. The record is from RefSeq and is a predicted model, not a curated record.
UCGAGUCGGCUCCAAAACCACAGACCUGCCCGCAAUCCAGUAACAUUACACACAAAUAGUACAGUAAAUACUAGAAGCCCUUGGAAAUGCACACAGCUUUUUUGUUUUGUUUUUAUGAAGCCAGCUCCACGGAACGCGAACGCAAAACUAGAUGCCACAAAUCUGUGUGACAGGGACGAAAACACAGUACAGCACAACUGGGAGCCAGUGAAGAUCCGAGUUCAAAACGGACAUCAACACAUUUCUUUAAAAUGAAUGGCUUGCAGUAGCUCACUCAGACAGGGAUGCUUUUUAAACUUCAACAGAUUUAAAGAAUGUACUUGGAUUACACAAAACCCAUGUAUACUGACAAUACAGAAGAUUGCAAUCUGCACUUGACAGUAUGGGUUAGGGAUAGGGUUUCAAGCCGGCAGAUUACUAUAUUAUUAAAGGAUGAAGCCCAGUUUAAUCUCUGUGAUGGAACUCUUAGGAGACACUUUGGCCGAGUUUUAUUUUACUCAGAGAUGUAACAGCACUCGCAGUGCAGGACCCUGCACGGUGCAACAUACCAAGACAAGCUCUGGUGACUACGUGCCGAGGAGCAAGCUGGAGAUUUAAACACCACAGGCUGGAUGUGUCUACACCUUGUGCAAAAUGGAUUACAGGGCGGCAGCCGGACCGCAAAAAAAAGCGUCUCUGUAGUGGCUCACGAUCCAGCUCCCCAGGGAUAGAAAUGUACUGUAGGCACCCAAACCGAACAUCUUUAACAGUGUACACUGUCAAGCGCCGUCUACCUGACUGGAUUUGGCAUUGCCUUGGUAUACCCUGGGUCCCUUUAUAAAAAAUAAAUUAAAUUAAAUGUUUGGAGGCAGAUCGAACACUGUAGUUUUACUUAAGCAUUCUUUCACCUGUACCUGUGUGUUGACGGCUACUUUUCAAGAUGAUAAUGCACCCGUCCAUCGUGCUAGAACUGCAUGCGAUCGAGCGGAGCACGUUGGGGAUGCAAAAUCUUUCACCUGCUGAAAAGGCGUUCAUAUUGGUUGUUCCCAGAAGAGACCUGACACAGAGCUCUGCUGGCAUUGCAUGGCAUGACACACACACACACACACACACACACACACGUACUUUCAAUCAAUAGAUAUCUCACUGUCGAAGAUCCCAGGGACAGCGAACCCCAGCCUAGUUUAGCCCGUAUCGAUGCUCCGUCAGACAGCCUCAGAGACCGAAGGGCUGUCUGGAAAGCUGCUCCAAUACUUGGCUCUGACUAGACCAAAUCAGGUCAGGUCCAAGUGCAGCCAGGCUGAUCAAGGGCCACAGCUCCUAAUCGCAUUACUGCUGGAGGAUCCUCUCCCCCCGACUGGUACAAGUCAAAGGCUCUGCUAAUCGGGAUUACAAGCCAGCCCUCUGUUCUCUUGGAGAGUUAGCACUCAUGCACGCUUGGCUGCAGGAGCACACUGUACAACACAAACGCAAAGCGGUUUUUGAUCUUCUCUGACCUUUUAAACUCAUCUUGUACUUCCAACCCCUUUCCAUCAUAAGAAUCGAAUAACUACUGCACGUUUCACAGCCUGGAUUUCCACUGUGGAAGUACCUACAGAACUGUAAAUGCUGUUAGAUUAGGACUUGUAAUACGUUUUUAUUAGAGCUUUCCGGGCCACCACUAAUCCUGUUAAGACUGGGUUAUUCCUGUGGUCACCUUACCUCUCUGUGCCGUGGUGAAGUUUGCAUCCCAAGGCUGCAAGGCGGAGCAACUCAACACCACCUGUGGCUGUUCAUGAUUUAACUUCCCGGCAAAAAAAAAAAAAAACACAUUCCUUUAACUGCAGACUUCUGUGUAUCCCAGUAUUUCUAAAAGGGGCCUCUCUCUGGUACAGUGGUUGAGAGACUGCCACACUGGAGAGAUCAUCUGCCCUCUACCUGUGGCUUUGCAGCUGCCAAGAGAAACCACUAGAGGGAGGUCUUGCUAUGGAAGCGCCAAUGCAAACCUGUUGCUGGUCUUUCACUGGAAUAGGGUCGCCAUCUUGUGGUCAAAUAAAAUGCCUCACAACAUGAUUGUUCUAUUAUGACAUUUUCAAAUUAAAAUGUUUCCAACGCUUCAGCCACUAAGACAAACACUUUCUGCAGCACCGUUUAUAAAAAACAUUAAAAAAAACACACACCACACCUCACUUACCCAUUGCCAGUAUAAUAUAAAGGCUUCUUCAACCCAGAGUACAAAACAGCCAUCCAAUAGAAAACUAGACAAACAGAAAAUGCAGUAGUCUAUAGAAACCAGAGUCUGUGCUCAAUUAUCAGUUGUUAAUCCUUGCAGAUGUCAUGACAUGAGGCUCUCUGGUGACUCAGGGUUUUUCAUCUUAACUGAAACAAGUGCUGUUUAAUGAAGCAGAGGAGAGCACAGGUAUGAACGAGCUGAUUGUGAGGCUCGCCAGCACACAGGAAAGCAGCUAAUGGGACGGAAAGAUAGUAGGAGGCUGCCGGCUCAGGACCACAAAAACCUGCAUUUCAACUUCCGCCUACAGAAGCUGCGCUAGAAGAGUGGAGCGAGCCAGCCAGCCCACACCAUGCACACGACCUGCUACACGUCCCAUAAGGGAAAUCCAGGCACAUUAUACACGAAUAGAACAAUCGUGCUACUCCAAAACCAGUCAAAUAUUAAAUAAAUAGCACGCUUUCAAAUGCAUGAGUUCCAAACCGAUAGAAAUCCACUUCAACACCAUUUACUGUAUUUCAUUUGUUUUUAUUUUCUGUAUCAUGCUAAGAGGAUCCAAUAAUAUCUGGAAAUAGAUUGUUCGUUUUCAUUAGUUAAAAAAAAAAGGUAGUGUCAUGAAUAUCAAGCUUUAUAUACAGUGCCACGUGUUUCAAAAGAUAUCUUCAUGUAUGUUCACUGUCUAUUGCACUUUUGCUUGCCGGGUGUUUGAUUAUCUUCAUUCAUGGUGUAACUACAGCACUCCAUGAAUGUAUAACAUUUUGAUAUUGUACAGCCAGGCUGUGAUGUCAUCUUCUGACAGCAUACGCCCCAGGAAUAUACCAACAAAGCGUUCAUUUUAUACCUAAACGCUUCUCCCAGCAGCUCUCAUGGGACCAGCCGUUAUGAGGUUUUAAGUCCUAUUUGAUUUAAAAUUUCACAAUUAAGUAGAGAAAGAGGUUACAUAACACAGCCUCACAGAGCAGCUUCUCCACCCUUAGCUGAACCCAUUUAUAAAAACAGACAUUUCGAAAGACUCGAGAACAGCGUUCUUUUUUAAGAACAGGAAAGGUAGCGGUCACAUGACAACCCAAAACCCCCUCCCAAUAUGAAGCCUGGGUGUAAGGUUUCGAAAUGAGCUCAGCCCAAUUCCUGUUUGAGCUCAAAGCUGAGAGUCUGCAGCCAUCCUUCACUUCAUAUCAGCCUCUGCUACUCAGCUUUGCACAAACUGGAACCAUUUCCAAAGGAAACUGUUUUCUCGUUACACACACACACAACCCGACUGUACUGUACGCUGGUCCAUGAUUUGAUCAUGGGCAAUACAAAUUUCAUCUGAAAAGGGCCGAUCUUACACAAGCUGUUCUUAAACUCUGGCAUGGUUGUUGAUCUUGAAAAUAACUCCUAUUGAAAGAAUAGACAUAUUGUACAUCAGCAGCAUAUUCAUAAAAUGAGUGGGCUUGUGUACCCAAGCUUGCACUGCAAUUACAGUGUAGAUCUGGUGUUCUUGCAUCGCAAUUACAGUGAAGAUGAUCUGACCCUCUCUGUGGACAUCUCAAUAGCUACAUACUGCUACACUGUCCUGGCACUGGCUGGUCUGACAGCCAGCGUCUUCAUCCUAAUAACCUUCAUUAGGGGCUGCAAAGGAAGAAAGAGCCUGACCAAGGUGGACACCUUCUUCUUUGCCCUUUCCCUCACCGACCUGUUCAUAAUACUCUACUCCACCUCUGUAAUUGCACACAGACCCAGCUACUUGAAGACUACCAGUCUGAACUGUGGGGUCUUGUCGUUUUUCUUCAACAUCAGCUACUUCAAUUCUCAGUUUCUCCAAGUGACCAUGCUGUUCUUCUUGACGUUCGAGGAAAACCGCUCCGGCAUAGCUCUGCUGAUAAAAGUGCUGGACAACGCUCUGGCCUGCGUGGGCCUCACAGCCCUCGGCGCCCUCCUCGGUUCAGUCUUCACGACAGCACUGCUGGAGAUGGGCCAGCAGCUCAACGAGUCCCUCUGCUGCACGCUGGACCCCCUGCAAGCAGGACCCCGGUAUGACAUUGUCAAGUUCAUCGUGGGGAUUGUGCUACCCUACCUUCUCCUCAUCAAGUGCCUCCUCCUUUGGAAAAAGUCAGAAAUCGGAAUGGGCUUGGCGGCCAAACUCAAGGCUUGCUCUGCGUUCAUAGCUGUGGCCUCGGUGACGCUCGUCUGCAGGAUCUUUUACAACGCCGUCCUGCUCCACAGAACCUCCCUCAAGUACGGGCUGGGCAGCUUCUCUCCGCAGCAGGAGGCCCUGUGCAACGUGGUGGAGCUGGUGAUGUUCUCAGGGAGCUGCCUCAGCUUGGUGCUCAUCGUCUCUCUUCACAAACCGUGCCGGGAAGGCAUGGUAAAGACUCUUAAGACCCUGACAGACCCCUGCAGGAGAAUCAGCAGGGGCGAGACUCACAGGAAUAUCAUGACAACCACCAUAGAGAUCACAGAGCACAAAGAGGACACUGUGUCGCUGCACUCCGAGAACCAGGGAGAGGCGCCCGAGGCAACUGAUGGCUGCCGAUAAGCAGGCAAAGGAAAGCAGAGAGAGCGGCUGACCAUUCACCUUGCGCGCUGGCAUCGACAAGAACGCUCUCACUCGCUGGCAUUUUUUACUUGACCCUUUUUAAAAGCUGUAGAAUACUAUGUGGCCGAACCCUGUUCAGACUGGUAAUUUGUUCAGAGUAACGACACAAUCUGAUAAUCUGUACUGCAAUAAAAAAGCCUUGUUCUCAUCCAAUGUUUUUUUUUUUUCUUUUUGAGCUAUGAAUGUUUUGUACAGUUGUCGUAGCAUUAGAAUGACGUCUGGUUUCUACAGCUGCUAUCGAACCGACUCACCCCCCCUUACUGAAACCCCGAACAGCCAUCUGGCAGAGGGGAGGCCUUUGCUACUAACACAAGUGUUUGAAGCGGUCAUAGACGGUGGUUCACUGAUGACAUUUUUCAUAUUAACAGACAAUCAGUGCUAAUAUCACAAAGAACAUCAACAGCUGGGCCUUUUAGAAAACUCUUUGUCUUCAGAGAGAAUUCAUUAAUAGAAUAUGUUAUUAAAGGGGAUGGAGACGGCUUCCUUUGCUUUGUGGAGCUGGAAUUAAACAGGCAUCACAGGUUCCCUGUGCAGCUACUCUGUUUAAACAGGGGCAGGGUCCUUGGGUCCAACUCUGGGGUUGGACCCCAGGAUUACCUGUUAUUACAUAUCUGCUUCAGGAUACCUAUUGCUAGCUUUCCAAAUGCAGUGCGGCAACAAAACUUGACGUGCGUAUUUUCUCAUCAGGAAAUCUGCUUUCAACUCUCAACGAAACAAAAGCAUAUUCAUGCAAGUUUUAAGCAGGCAGACCCCAAAGUACUUUUUUUACACGGCAGUGCGAUUAUGUAAAUCCUCCACAGGGAUGGAAAUAACAAUCCUAUUGCCCAGCAGUUUCCCCCAGUUCCAGUUUUUAACUCAAGCUUGAACAGCCUGCGCAACAAGUUUGGGCGUGUCUUAGUAAUCUCAUGGUAAAAACAGGAAUGGAUAAAACUGGUAUGCCAUGGGAGUUUAAUUCCCACC